Molecule: messenger RNA, 859 nt
Organism: Chionomys nivalis (European snow vole)
Lineage: Eukaryota; Metazoa; Chordata; Mammalia; Rodentia; Cricetidae
Product: protein FAM24A-like
Exons: 3
Coding region: 500-859 (119 amino acids)
Source: RefSeq, a predicted model, not a curated record
AAGCAGCAGGUAGGCUCGGGGUAGCUGGAAAGUCUCUUUCCCUGGCUCACUUUUCACCUCAGAGUGCCAGAGUUAAGUGUAAAGAACUUGAUUAUUCCAAAUGAGAAAUGUUGAAGGCUCAGGUCUUAGAAGGACAGCGGCAACAUUCGAUACUUGACUCAUCCACCCCACCCCAUCCCUGCCUCCCAUAAUUCCCAAUAUUUACAAAAUGGAUUUUCAGGCUCUCUGAGUGUUGGAGUUCUGGCUUAGAAGUUGUCUUUCAUGUAUAACAGCUCCAAAGCUCACAUUCAGGCUAGGGUUGACUGUGACUCUUAUACAAGCUAAAUUCAGCAGGCCCGGGCACGUGAGAAGGAGGCAACUGCCUGCUCCAGGGUGGGCCCUUCGAUUUAUUGAGAGUCUAUUUAUUUCUGCUUGUGUGCCUUUCCUCUUCCUGUCUUUCUAUGCUUGGUCUGUUCUUUUCCUUUCUUGCUCCAGAGUUCUACAUUUGAAUCCUCUUUCCAUGGACAAUUACCCUCCUAUCAACCCUGGACCAGGUAUGCGGAAACGUUUUGACUACCAAACAAUAAUCCUGAUCGUCAUUUGUGCUGUGAUCCUGGCAGCCUUGGUUGUAUUGAUAGGAGUUGUCCUCUGUCUUUACUCCAAAGUAGUCAAGGCACUGGAUGCAGCUAAAAUUGUAAAAGAAACAGAUGGUGCUAUGAGCUGUAUUUAUCCGUGCAAGGUCAGCCAUGAGAACAUCAUCCGGGCCAAACCCAUCCCUAUGGAGUCUUGUCGUACCCUCCAGUGCUGUGAUGCCUGUAGUGUCUAUACAGAUGUUGGUGCCCUCCCACCUUGCAUUUGUAGCGUAAGUGAAGGACUCUGA